This is a messenger RNA of Salvelinus sp. IW2-2015, 2844 nucleotides long. Its product is annotated as secretogranin-2b. NCBI's taxonomy places the organism in Eukaryota, Metazoa, Chordata, Actinopteri, Salmoniformes, Salmonidae. Gene Ontology annotation, cellular component: secretory granule. The record is from RefSeq and is a predicted model, not a curated record.
ACUGUACACAUCUGAGUGCCGACUCCCGACGUAAAUGUAUGAAUGAAAGUGACGGCGUCCCCCUGACCUGCGCCAGACAGGACUUAACAGGCAACCAAAAUAAAUGACCACUGGCUGACGAUUGCACCGUCAUAGGCACCUCCCAUAGCGCACGGUCUCUCUGCAGUCCUCAUCACCCCGCAUCAUUCUUCUGCCGAUCUUGGGCGUGAGUCAUCGAUGGACUUUACUCUCUUGUCACGGGGGACGCCCGCGAACGCCUUUUGUUGACGCAUAGUAUUGCGUAUGUCGCAGUGACGCACGAGUCAGGUGGCGCCUCAUAUAAUGGGAGGAGCUGUCCCUGGUGCUGAACACAGAAUCCCUGCUCACGCUCACACUGAGAAAGAGAUGCUAAGUUCACUCACGACGAUCAAUUGAAACUAUUCUGCAGAGGCUGAAGACACCAUGCCAUCACUCCCCACGCUCUCCUCGGUAGGGAUGGCCUUCCUCUUCUCCCUGCUCCUCCUCCUCUUCCUCCUGGGCUCUGGCAGUGUCCAGGGGGCCUCUCUCAGAGAACACAGACUGAAAGGCAGUGAGCUGGACCCCCAGCAAGUAAACACCCCCUACCUCCCCACCAACGCAGACAUGCUCAAGGCCUUGGAGUACAUUGAGAGCCUCCGCCAGCGUACCGGGGGAGGAGCGCCAGCCCCCCAGGAGCAGGCUCCCCUCACUCCAGACUACGACACCACCAACAUGGACAAAGACUCAGAGAAACUCCGCUCCAUGCUGAGGCUAGCCUCUCCUGCCCAGACCAGUCAGCGUAAGAUCGGCCAGGACCAGGAUGAAGAGGAUGAGGAAGGGGAGCGCAACAAGGAGGACAAGACCCAGGAGUGGCUGCAGGCGGUGCUGAGUACCCUCCAGCAGACCGAGAAGGGCCCCAAGCCAGCCCCUGUGAGGCCCAGUGCAGCCCGCCACACUCUGGGCAAAGGGCGGAGACCGGCGAAGGAGGAGAGCCAGUUGGGAGAGGGCGUGGCAUAUCCAUGGUCACAGCAGCAGCAUACCAGCCGGCCUAACAGGAAGUACCCACUGAUGUUUGAAGAUGAGGAGGACGGUGAGGAAGAAAGCAGAGCCCCAGGCCGCGAGAGCCCCUUCAAACGCACCAAUGAGAACAUGGAAGGGAAGUAUACACCCCAGAACCUGGCCAACCUGCAGUCUGUGUUUGAGGAACUGGGGAGGAUAGCCAAUGCCAAGGCUGGGCACAAACGCCAGACUGAGGAUGAUGAAGAGGAGGAUGAUGAUGAUGAUGACAUAUUCCGGGUGAGGAAUCUGGCCUAUGAGGAUGUGAUGGGGGGAGAGGACUGGGCGCCCUUAGAGGAGCAGGUGGAGACGGAGGAUGAGGAGAGUGACAACAGGCAGGAGUUUGACAGAGGCUUGAAGGAUGAUGAAGAGGAUGAUGAUAAUGAAGAUGAGGAGGAGAUUGAUGAGGUCAAGCGAUCGAGCCAGCCGGUUCCGGGAGAACAUGACCCAGAUGACAUCACCAAACUGGUCGACUACUACCUUCUGAAGGUGCUAGAGAAAACAGAGCAGGAGGAGCGGAAGAGAGAGCUAGAAGAAGAGGAGGAGAGGGAAGAGAGGAGGGCAACUCAAAUUCUGUACAGCGACAAGGUAGAUCCACAAGCCAUUUACCACCUCAUCCAAAUCUCCCAGAAACUACAGAUCCCACCAGAAGACCUGAUGGACAUGCUGAAGAGUGGGGAGAUGACAAAACAGGACAGGACACCACUGAGGACACAAGCACAUUCUUGGACACCCAACGAUCUGGCCAGGGUAGAGGACAAACUAACUCAGAUCUCCUCUAAGAAAAAUAAGAUCCCUCUAGAGACAUUCUUCAACAGACGGCUGCCUGAGACCCAAACAAGCAACGUCCCAUAUGAAAUAAACACAGAAGACAUUCAAAAAAUCCUCGGGCUGGGAAGUGUGGCAAAUCAGAAUGCACCCGCACUCAAGAAGCAGAAACAGCAUACAAGCCCACCGUUAAGGUUUUACGCGCCAGCUGGAAGGCAGAAAGACUACAUGUUCUCUGAGCCAAACGUCCCAGAGAAAGGAAAGGGUGACUACGACAACACUGUCGACGAAGACGAGCUGGAGACAUAUCUGGCUGCCCAGAUGUUGGUGCAGUACCCGCAGGCAGCAAACAAGGCAGACCAAAAAAAGCGUGCAUCGCAGCCUCCCUCACAAGACGAUAAGCUUGUGCUGGGAAAGUUCGAGCAGGCGGUACAGGACUACUUUGACCAAAUGGACUCAGACAAAAGCCAGCCUCAGAAAAGGCAGUCAGAACCCGAGGAGGACACGGGCGGUGCUUUGCAAACGCAUGGCUUGGAUGACGACGUGCUGCUGAAAGUCCUAGGCUAUCUGAACCCAGAGACCGAAGAUAAGGACCUUUACGCCAAAACUGUCAAAGGAAUGUAGAUGGGGGAGAUGCAGCUACAUAUUAUAUAAUUGUUUUGAUGGGGGGGAAUCAUAAUAAAUUAUUUUGAAAAAUAAAUACAUGCAAUGGAGUUUAGUCUCUUCAGUAGAUUUACUACAGCUCAUGCUUUAAUAGCCAAUUUAUACAUGAACUUGAUCUGAUGUAGCUACAAGGGAGUGCCUAUUGGUGGUUGUAACUGGGUGUGUGGCAUAAUAUUCAAUGUUUUUGAUAGGCUAGAUAAAACAACACUUCAAACUAGCCGUACAUUUCAGUGCCCAUACAGCCGAAUCAGUGUUGGAUUCUUCACAUCCACUUGUGUUAUUCCUCGUAAAUUAUAUUUCGUACAUGUGUUCGGUAAUGUGUGACGUAUGAGAUGAAUAAAGCAUUGACUUUAUUUUUUC